CAAAGACAAAGGCAUACCCUUGACUGUCGUAAUCACAAGGCUCAGCGAAUUCUCGCGCGAUGUGACGACGCCGCUGCCGUGAUGUCACCGGUUGCCAUAGCAGCAUCCCUCCCGAGUGGAAAAGAGGGGCGGAUUGGGGCGGAGCGCGGCUUCUGCGGAGGACAAGGGACGCUCUCCUCCUGCAGGUUUGCCUUCUACCAAAAUGAGCGGCCUGGAUGAGGGCAGCAAUCUUUCUGUCGCUAAAGACUGCGGCCUAGCUACUGGCGACCAUGCCCCGGGACAUCCGGACCUAAACCAGAGCCAGGGCGAGGAAACCGAGGCGACGCCGGUGAUGGCGGACACAGGUGAGGGCGGCUUGGAGACCGCCGCGGAGGGAGGCGCACCCCAGAACCCCGCUAGUUGUGCGCCGGUGCUCCGCGUUCGAGUUUUUGGGAGUCGCGGCCGUGUAGCGACCAGAACGGGCCAGAAAGAGGUUCUGCUUCCCACGGAAGGUUUGGCAGCAGCCCCUGCCUCAGCCUCCGCUGCGGUGGCGACCGACAAUAGCCAGGAAAAUGGCUGUCAGCGUAGAGAGCCGCAGGGCCCUGCUGGGGAGAAAGCUCUAGAAGCCUGUGGCGCAGGGGGGUUGGGGUCUCAGAUGACGCCUGGGGCGAAGGCCAAGGAAAUGACAAAAAAGUGCGCCGUUUCAGCGGCUGCGGAAAAGGAGGGAGGAGCAGAGGAGGUGGUGGAGGAGAAGAAGGUGAUGCAGAAGGAAAAAAAGGUGGUAGGAGGAAUGAAAGAGGAGACACGGGGCAAGGCCCCGAAGAUCAAUAACUGUAUGGAUUCGCUGGAGGCCAUCGAUCAGGAGCUGUCAAAUGUCAAUGCCCAGGCUGACAGGGCCUUCCUUCAGCUGGAGCGCAAGUUUGGCCGCAUGCGAAGGCUUCAUAUGCAGCGCAGAAGUUUCAUUAUCCAAAAUAUCCCAGGUUUCUGGGUCACUGCCUUUCGGAACCACCCCCAGCUGUCACCUAUGAUCAGUGGCCAAGAUGAAGACAUGAUGAGGUACAUGAUCAAUUUGGAGGUGGAGGAGCUCAAACACCCCAGAGCAGGCUGCAAAUUCAAGUUCAUCUUUCAGAGCAACCCCUACUUCCGAAAUGAGGGGCUCGUCAAAGAAUAUGAGCGCAGAUCCUCUGGCAGGGUGGUGUCUCUUUCCACUCCAAUCCGCUGGCACAGGGGCCAAGACCCCCAGUCCCAUAUCCACAGGAACCGGGAAGGAAACACUAUCCCUAGUUUCUUUAACUGGUUCUCAGACCACAGCCUUCUAGAAUUCGACAGGAUUGCGGAGAUUAUCAAAGCAGAACUGUGGCCCAAUCCCCUACAAUACUACCUGAUGGGUGAAGGGCCUCGCCGUGGAAUUCGAGACCCAGCAAGGCAGCCAGUGGAGAGCCCCAGGUCCUUCAGGUUCCAGUCUGGCUAACUGAUGACCUUGUGAGAAGCUCCUGCACAAGUCUCCUCACCACAUCCCCUUGAACCUAUGCUUAGCCAACAGCAUGCAGUCUUCUAUCUGCUUUCUCUUCAUACUGGAGUAUUUUAUUCUUUGGUUCUUCCAAAUCUUCAACAAUCAGUUGCAAGGUUGACUCUUAUACGCUUGUGUUCUUCUUCCUCUGGACCUUCAUGCUCUUCUGUAUCCUGUUACAUGUUCCAAGUGCAUGGCCUUGCACUGCUUCUAUGCCAAGCACAUGAUGCUGUAGAUAGAUAGGCACUGCCUUCCUUUGCAUGCCUUGGGCCCUGUCUGUGACCAUGGUCUUCUCCCAGAUUUUUAAGUGGUUAUCUACCACAAAGAAGCUUGAAAUACCUUUGCAAAUAACUAGCUGGGCUUCAUACUUAAUGCUGACUGUCCUCCUGAUACCCAUGUACUGUAUGUCAAGUUCUUUGAAUUUCACUGCUGCAAGAUGAAGCUGAUCUAGAUGAUGCCAGCCGUCAACCCAAACUGGACAUUCUGGCUACCACUGACUGGUUCCUAGCUGCCUUCCUGGCCUGUGCCAUCCACCCAGCUGGUUAUCUGGCAGAAUAAGGUGGCUGGUGGGGGCUGCUAGGCAUGAAUGAGGUAACAGAUGAGAGGUGUUCAGUGUUACUGCAUUGGUCUUCUUUUGCCUUUGGGCACUCUGCUUUGUGAACAGAGUCACAGCUUGAGCCUUGGAUAUCUGAUUUGCGUCAGAGAUACUGUCUGGUUUGACAAUCUCCAGAAAUCUGAGUACAAUCUACCCCCCCAAUGCAAGGCUAAACUCAACGCCCAAGAUCAAGAGUCUUCUGCUCUACCAACUGUGAGCCAGCCAGAGACCAACAAGAGAUACCUUUUUGAAUUCACCCUAUGUGGACUGGACCAUGCCCAAGGAUUUUCAUGGGUAGCACAGUGGGUAGCAGAAAAGAUCUGUUAAGAAAUCUGGGCAUUUUAUAACCAGGUGAGAUCAGAUGACUCUUCUAUUAAAACAAGGAUCUCCAGACUGGGGAUUCAACAAGAGGGAAAGAAUGGCAUCUCUGUUACAGGAAAGUCAUUUCUGGUGCUCUUUGGAAGAAAAGAGAAAGGCAGACAAAUCCUGAAUUCUUAUUUACCACAACAAUAUUCUAUUAAACUCUGUGUAUUAAAUACACAUCACAUCAACCAUAUUAUCUAGCAAUUAAAUGAAGUGAGCCAAAAUGAACAAAUAUUCUUGAACAGUAAGUUCAACGUAAAAUAUAACAGAAACAGAAAAACUCUGGAUCUUUUUUUUUUAAAAGGUAUUAGCAGGAUAACAUGUAUAUAUAGAUUCUAUCCUCAACACGUCUGAAGCCAUGGCCAUCAGUAUUUUUCUCCCAGCCAUUUUUCUUACUUGAAAAAUAAGGUAAAUUACACAGUCGUAUCCAAUUUUACUGAAUAUGUUACUGAAAUAAUCAAUUUCAAGUUUUCUGUGAGAUAGAACUUCUUUAUGAGAAUGUGAACAUAGCAGAGUGCUAACUUAGAGACUAACACUUUGCUUUCUAAGGAAGUAUCCCAGACAUCAAAAUCAACAAUUGAAUAUGACACAUCAACUCUCUCCUCCCUUCACCACAAAAAAUCGGUACAUGUUUAACUUUGUUUGACUACUGUUAAGUCCUUCUUAAUAUUUUCUCCUGAGAAAAGGUAGAAGACAAAAGCCCAGUGCCAAGUUCUUUUCCAGGGGGCUGUGGAAGAAAGCUUUUGGCAAAUGAAAACGGGAGAUGCACUAAUGUUAAUACUGCUUCUUUAAGGAGAGGUAAUUACUCCCAGAAGAUGGAGAGGGGGUUAUUUUCUCAUUCUUCGGAGAAAUAUUUAAAUCCUAGAAUAAUGAAGAUUCACUUUACUUUGACUUUCUUACUAUUUCAUAACCAUAUCUCAUUGAACCAGUUUUUAUCCACGUACUAUUGCAAUAAUUCAUCGGCUUCCAUUAUCACAUUACUUUGUUCUCUCACUAUAAAUCUGAAUCACUUUGAAAUAAAGGAAGAAUGAAAUAGAAAAACUGAAAAUAAUAGUUCAAUUCUGGGCUAGCCCUUUCAAGUUACAAGUUCCAUGUCUUUUACAGGAAAAUUGUUUGUAAAAGGAAGAAAUAUAUUUAGGUUAUCUUUCUUUAAUCUUAUGUGUGUAAGCAUGGAACAAAAUGAAAAUUAAGCUAUUCUUUUGAAA
Callorhinus ursinus (northern fur seal) is the source of this 3652-nucleotide messenger RNA. Lineage: Eukaryota; Metazoa; Chordata; Mammalia; Carnivora; Otariidae. The record is from RefSeq and is a predicted model, not a curated record.